Oncorhynchus masou masou (cherry salmon) is the source of this 1966-nucleotide messenger RNA. It is a transcript of the gene spata7, whose product is annotated as spermatogenesis associated 7. The coding region runs from base 173 to 1966 and encodes 597 amino acids. Gene Ontology annotation, cellular component: photoreceptor distal connecting cilium; ciliary basal body; axoneme. The record is from RefSeq and is a predicted model, not a curated record. Gene Ontology annotation, biological process: protein localization to photoreceptor outer segment; protein localization to photoreceptor connecting cilium; photoreceptor cell maintenance. NCBI's taxonomy places the organism in Eukaryota, Metazoa, Chordata, Actinopteri, Salmoniformes, Salmonidae. The transcript has 12 exons.
AGCAACCGGCAUGGAGACAAAGAAGCUUCCUAACCUAAUCUUGCGGAGUCAGCGGCAGUUCAGGGAUUUGUUAGCUCGACUCCAGAAAUGUGAGGGUUUAAAAUAUGUAAAUCCAUAACCUAGCACUUGGUAAAUCAACCUAUACACAAUUGAUCUAUCUGAAGAACAUGGUAUGAGCAUGGGAUACACCGAGUAUAUGGAUCCAAAAAGAGGUAAUGCAUCGCCUGGCCCAGGCCACAGUCUGACUGGACCGCCCAGAGGACAGAUGAGUUUAAAAAGCAGCCCGUUCUGCCCUCGGUCGUCGAGCAGACUAACUCAGUGCAUUAUUCAAGACCAUAUGGUGUCCCAUUAUAAAAAGGUAUAUUCAGCUAAAGCUGCCAUUGAUUCAUCAGUACCCAAAAGUAUGCUAAGCAGUGUAAAAUACAAUGACCAGAUACGGCGGGAGCAGUUGAGGAAAGAUGCGUCUAGGUCUGAUAGACGGCCUCAGUCAGCUGGUUCACACUCACAGAGGAGCAGCAGAGCCAACACCAAAGCCUCCUGCCCAUCACAAAAUACACAAAGUGGAGCAGGUCAAGAAAGUGCCUAUUUCUACCUGGGAAGCUCAAUGAUUUCUACUCCAAGAAUCAACACCUCCUUUCACGCCAAGCAAAUAGUUUACCCGUCCCAAAUGGUCGGAGGGUCUGGGAGCCCCCCGCACUUCUUCCACUGUGCAUCAGAGUACAGCUAUAGGAGCCCAAACUCCCAGAGGCAGCAGCUAGCCCGCUCCACCACAGGUACCCAGAGUGGCUACAAGGCCUUUCAGGACCCUGUCCAGAAGACCUACAGUGGGGACCUGAUUCAGAAACACGCCCACCGCUUCACCCAGGACAAGCCCUUCACUCCCAGGACUCUGAAGUCAGACAGCAGGUCCUAUCUGUCUCAGUAUCGCUACUACACACCUCCUCGCUGUAAACCAGCCCUGGACCAGGAGAGGACCAUCCCCAGGAUGACACGGCAGGAGACCUAUCAUGGAAGCACACGAACCAAGGAAUGCUCAUCGGCUGAAUGGGAUGAUCAACCCCUGGGACAUGGUACAGAGCAUGAGUGGUCGGAUGCAGACGAUGAGUCCCAUACACUGAAUCUGUCAGCAUUUGGACAACGAAGCAAGGGAAACAAGAGCGUAAGCAGCGAUCACUUCCAUCCCUCAUUCAGGGUUUCACCAGAAGGAAUGACAUCUCCUAUCAUGAAGAGGGUGUCUGCAGAGGAGGAAGAAUUUAUGUACCUUGAAUUUAUUGCUGAUGUAACAAAUGAAAUCUUGUCCAGGGGCCUGUACUCUGACAGGGUCUUAGAGCGGGUGUUUGAACGUCACGUUGACAAGAAUAAACAUCUAUUGGAUGAGGACAAAAUGUGCCACCUUCUGGAGACUCUGCGCAAUGACUUGCAAAGUCCAGCCAACACACCUACCUUUAGUGCAGAGCCUAAGAAUGGUGUGGAGACAGAGCUUGACCUUCUUCAUAGUCAUCUACAGGGUCUGGAGUCUCUGGACAGAGGAGCACUAUCAGAAACCAAAGAGGACAAUGACCUUUUUCCCUAUGCAUUGUUUAACCAGGACAGUGGUGGGCUGGAGAAUGUUGUUCCGUUGUCAGUGUCCACACCGUUAUAUGGUAGCCCUCCUAAGAGGACUGACUCUGACAGUCUGCCUGUUGGUUCACCUGAUGCUGAUGGAGGUGCAGAGGGCCUGGAUGAGCACAAUCAUGACAGGGAAAAUGACUUUCCUCCUUUACUUGGUGAAAAUACCCCUCUGACCCUUGAGGAGGACCACAAUCAAAACCUAGAAGACAAUUAUGAUGGACUAUCCAAAGACCUGGAAGAUCUCGAGAGAAAUCUUUUCGAGUCGUUGCAUGUUUCCAAUGCACCUAAUUCCGCAGGGCCAGUAGUCACUGAGAAUAUAAACACAGUAGCCUCUUUCAGUGAUGAUGAGUUCUGA